CACUGCUUACCUAGCACUUGUUAUUUGGAAAAAUCAAGCUGCUUAGGCAGCACCUAGAGCUGUACUUGGAACUUGAUAGUAGCUAAUGUGUUUCCUAAAGUAACGCCCGGUUCCCCCGGGGAAUUAUAUUUGGUAUUCGUUCUCUUGAGACUCGGGUCUUUUGGCAAAACUGUUGAUUCUCACAGGAUUUUGUCAAGCGUGUAAGGUAUACGUUGGAAUGACAUUUUAAAGCUGCAAGGGGCCUUAGAGGAAAUCCAGUUCAUCCCUCUCAUUUUACAAUCAAAGACACCCGGCCUAAAGAACGUGUAGCUUGAUCGAAGCCCUACAUCUUUUGAGUAACUGGACUGUAGGGCUCUAGGCCUUGAUUAUUGGGCUCUGCACCACACCAGGAGCACAGUGCCGGUUUAACCCACUCACUGUAGAGACUGUCUGCCAGAGGUGAUAUACUUGCCUUGAUUCAGAUUAUUGAGAAACCAGGCUUGGCCAUUGUGUGAUGGCUCUGUUAUUUUAAGGAAUGGGGUUGGCAUUAUCUCUAGGUGAAAUAGACUCCCUAUGAUGUACUUUGGGGCUCAAAGCCUGUCUCCAAAAUUCAGCCGUAUUAUCUGCAAGAAUAACCAAUGUUUGCAGCAUUGGUUGCUUCCUUAGGUUAAGGCAUCAAAGAUCUGUUUAGCAAGCAAUCUGGAUGUGUUUUGGUUAAGGGUAAACUAUCCAUGAUCAGAAAACAGUCCCUUAAUAGGGCGUAGGAUACUGGGAUAGCACGUGUAAUAGUUUCAUUUUGGUUUUGUUUGUUUGUUUGUUUGGAAUAGAUUAGUUCUGAUAGCUGGGAGGUUACGGGAAACCGUGGAAGGUCACAAGGAUGGUUAGCGACAAAGCAGGGAGGGGCGUCACAUGACAUGCUAUACCUUUUUGCCCAGCCCUUCCCUGAAUGUCUUAUUUGGAAGCAGUGGAAAUGGGUUCUCCUCAGCUUGUUCGCUGUUUACUGAGCACCAGCAGUGGCUAGCCACUUUCAUAGAUGAAUUAGCCACAAUGGACACAGGUAGCCAUAGCCUUGUCCUCCUGCAGCAGCUGAACAUGCAGCGAGAAUUUGGUUUUCUGUGUGAUUGCACAGUUGCUAUUGGAGACGUUUACUUCAAAGCCCACAGAGCAGUGCUUGCUGCUUUUUCUAACUAUUUCAAGAUGAUAUUUAUUCACCAAACAAGUGAAUGCAUAAAAAUACAACCAACUGAUAUCCAACCUGACAUAUUCAGCUAUUUGCUGCACAUUAUGUACACGGGGAAAGGGCCAAAACAGAUUGUGGAUCAUAGUCGCCUGGAGGAAGGGAUUCGAUUUCUUCACGCCGACUACCUUUCUCACAUUGCGACUGAAAUGAAUCAGGUGUUCUCACCAGAGACUGUGCAGUCCUCCAAUCUGUAUGGCAUUCAGAUCUCAACAACCCAAAAAACAGCUGUCAAACCGGGGCUGGAGGUCAAAGAAGCUCCUGCCAGUAACAGUGGCAACAGGGCUGCUGCGCAGGGCGACCACCCCCAGCUGCAGCUCUCUCUCGCUAUUGGGCUGGAUGAUGGCACUGCCGAUCAGCAGAGGGCCCGUCCUGCUGCCCAGGCCUUGGAGGAACACCAGAAGCCCCCAGUGUCCAUCAAGCAGGAGAGAUGUGACCCAGAGUCUGUGAUCUCCCAGAGCCAUCCCUCACCCUCAGCGGAGGUGACAGGCCCCACUUUCACCGAAAGCGGUAUCAAAAUACACUUAUGCCAUUACUGUGGGGAACGUUUUGAUUCCCGUAGUAACCUAAGACAACAUCUCCAUACCCACGUGUCCGGAUCCCUCCCGUUUGGUGUCCCUGCUUCCAUUCUGGAAAGCAACGACCUUGGUGAAGUGCAUCCGCUUAAUGAAAACAGUGAGGCUCUUGAAUGCCGCAGGGUCAGCUCCUUCAUUGUCAAGGAGAAUGAGCAGCAGCCUGACCACUCAAACCAGGGUACCACCGAGCCUCUGCAGAUCAGCCAAGUGUCUCUGAUCUCCAAAGACUCAGAGCCAGUAGAAUUAAACUGUAAUUUUUCUUUUUCAAGGAAAAGAAAAAUCAGCUGUUCCAUCUGUGGUCAUAAAUUUCUCCGAAAAAGCCAACUGCUGGAACACAUGUAUAUACACAAAGGUAAAUCUUCCAGAUACAACCGAUGCCAAAGGUUCAGUAAUGCGGUAGCCCAGAGAUUUCAGCCGUACUGUGACAGCUGGUCUGAUGUCCCCCUGAGAAGUUCUUGCUUGUCGCAAGAACAGUUAGAUUCAUCCUGUGCCUUAGAGUCAGAGCUCACACAAGAAAGUGUGGACACUAUCCUUGUGGAGUAGCACUUUCUCCUCCAUAAUUUUUAUACCAAUUCUGAAAAAAAAUCCACAUGCAUUUUUUUAUUCAUAAACUCUCUUCCUCCUCAACGUCUGUUCGCUUUUUUCUUUGCCAUUUAUCCAUAGCUUUAAGGUGGUAUAUAUUGGGUCUUAUUGUAAGGUAUGUUAUACACAUGGCUAUUAAAAUGUAACCUUCAAGUAGAGCCGUGAACCGUUCAUAAAUCGCAAUUACGCAAUCAGAAAUCAGUGUAAGAAUUAUGGAACUUUAGAGUAAAUAUUUAUAGAAUUUCUAAGUAGAAUCAGUAAAACCAAAUUGAAAAUGAAGUAAAUGAAAUUUUUUAAAGAAUACUCUAGACUAUCAGUUUUGGCUAAUUUUUCACAUGAAUAAGCCGCUGUAAAGACUAUUUAAAAUAUUUUCUGGGGCGCUGAGGGGGCUCAGUUGGUUGAGUAUCCAACUUCUGCUCAGGUCAUGAUCUUGCCAUUCUGAGUUCGAGCCCCACAUGGGCUCUGUGCUGACAGCUCGGAGCCUGGAGCCUGCUUCACAUUCUUUGUCUCCCUCUCUCUGCUCCUCCCCCACUCACACUCUGUCUCUCAAUAAUAAAUAAACAUUAAAGAUUUAAAAAUAAUAAAAAACAAUAAUAAUAUUUUCUGCCACAUAGGGAGUUAAAGUUAUUUCUAAUGCAUAACUAUAUAAUGUAUAAAAAUUUUGUUUUAAGGCAUAGCUAUAAUAAAUCAUGAGUAGUUUUAAAAUCACUUUUUACUUAUUAGCUCUGCAGCAUCUUGCAUGGCUUUUAUUUAUUUUUUCACAUUGAGAAUACCUCAUUGUUAAUGAAAAAUAUUUUAGUGAAAAGAGAGAAAUGGAGGAGAUUCAAACAGGAAAACAAAAUCCUAAGCAGAGAAACAGAAAUGUUCAUACACCUAGGUAAACAGAGCUUCAGACAGAACUGCCUUGACUAACACCAAUGUUGUUACCUUAAUCUAGAACGUUUUCUUAAGGAUCUUAAGAGAAAUUUGAGAUUUUUUUAUAACCAGAAAUUUACAUCAGCUUAGAGAGGAAAAUGAUAAAAUACAAAUUGUCUUUCUACCCUCAGCGCCCGAGGAUUUUCUAGGCUGCCUAAGUUGAUGUUAAUUUUCUAUCACUUGCAGAAGUAGUUUUUCAGUGACACAGUUUUCAUUUGUUUCUGGUCCAUAAAACUAACAGUACACACAGUGUCCUAGAACUAUGUCUAAAGUCCAUGAUAGCUUUCCCUUUGUGAAUAACCUUAGCUCCCUUUUAUAACAGUGAAACUUACAAAGCUAAAACACCAGAAAAAUUUAAACUGAUGGGCUAAAUGAUAGAUUGUCCUGCUUUAUGUAGCUGGAGAAUAGCUGGUCAAACUUCACCACAAAGGAUAGAUCUAAAUUGUUUCUGAAAUGUUUAAAUUUCAAAGAUUAGUCAAGAAUAACAAAGCAGAGAGGCUUUAAAACAGCCUCAUCUUUUUUGUGUGUGCUGCCCUGUUAAAUUCAAAGCCUCACAGACAUUUUAAUAAAUCUGGCUUGUGAGGCUUACAAUUUAACUGUAUACAGAAACUCUGAGCUCCUUUAUUGACUGCAUCCUUCUGAAGACAUCUCCUGACAGCAUCAGAGUGGAGUCAGAAGGGAGCUGAAAGAGUAAUCCAGCCCAUUCUAAGGGCACAAAGGUUUUCUCUGGGUAAACACUGAGUUUAGGUGACUUAUAAAGUGGUAAGUUAUUCUUGAAGGCUGAAUGAAGAAACUACUGGGCAUUGUCUAAGGCAGUAGCGUUUCUCCCUCAGACAAAUGACUAAAACUUCCUGGGGUCAAGAUUGUUAUGUGUUGAGAAUAAAAUCUAACUAGCUGUUUUUAUAGUAGCAGUUACAUUGGGAGUGGCUAAAAACAAAUGUGUUGCUCUUGGGGGUGAGAACUUCAUCUAAUCUUAAACUUAAGUCACUUAAACAAUGAUUCAAACUUUUCUGCCCUCAAAGAUUUCAUCUCAUAGGGUGAACACACAUCUUAACAUCGAUUUCAUGUAUUUUAGGCUACUCAUGAUAUACUCCUCGGCCUUCUUCAAGUGAAAUUUUAUUUUUCUCACUAGGAUGACAGUUUUUCUGAUUUCUUCCUUCUCUGUUUUCUUCUUGCUCAGUCAUUAGUCCUUGACACAAGAAGUGCGUAGCUGAAGGGUGGGACUGCGGGUGCAUAUGAGUUGAGGUGUAGGGUAGCAGUUCAGGGCAGAGUCUGGAGAAAUUGUGUUUGCUUGUGGCUGAUUGGCCACGGCGGACAUUAAUUUAAAGCUGAAAUAUAUUUAUACUUAUUAGACGUUAAGAACAUAAUGGUUAAUUGUAUUUUUAUUCUCAUUCAUUUAGUUCCUUUUAAUGUUAGAAAUUCAGAGCAAAUGUUCUUUCUUUUAGUCUUCAUAAUAUUCUAUUUUAGGAAGUGGGAAAAUGUUAACUCCAUUUUAUAGGAAAAAAGUCCCAAAAGGUGGGUUGCAGAGAAUCAGUGAAUAGUGGUGUGGGAACUGACCCCUGUUUAAUUUUUUUCAUUCAUUCAACAGGCAUAUUCUAAAAAUAACUUACACGUAUAAUUAAUACUGUGCCCUGAGUGUAUUUUUUUAAGAUUUGAUUCCUUAC
Messenger RNA from Panthera uncia (snow leopard), 4952 nucleotides. It is a transcript of the gene ZBTB25, whose product is annotated as zinc finger and BTB domain containing 25. The transcript has 3 exons. Gene Ontology annotation, biological process: regulation of transcription by RNA polymerase II. Gene Ontology annotation, cellular component: nucleus. The coding region runs from base 889 to 2334 and encodes 481 amino acids. The record is from RefSeq and is a predicted model, not a curated record. Gene Ontology annotation, molecular function: protein binding; RNA polymerase II cis-regulatory region sequence-specific DNA binding; DNA-binding transcription factor activity, RNA polymerase II-specific. Lineage: Eukaryota; Metazoa; Chordata; Mammalia; Carnivora; Felidae.